UCCUUGCCGCAGGCCGACGGGCUGCGGCAGGCGCUGGAGGAGAUGCGCGCGCUCUACGAGCGGAACCAGGCGGACGUGUCUGAAGCCAAGUCGGGGCGCACGGACCUCAUCUUCCUCAUCCGCUUUCGCCACUGCUGCCUGCUGCGAAACCAGCGCUGCGUCGUGGCCUACCUGUACGACCGGCUGCUGCGGAUCCGGGCGCUCCGCUGGGAGUAUGGCAGCGUCCUGCCCAACGCCAUCCACUUCCACAUGUCGGCGGAGGAAGUGGAGUGGUUCAACCGGUAUAAAAAGUCUUUGGCCACCUACAUGAGGUCAGUGGGAGGAGAGGAGGGGCUGGACCUCACCCAGGACAUAAAACCCCCAAAAAGCCUCUACAUCGAAGUGCGCUGCUUAAAGGACUACGGCGAGUUUGAGAUCGAUGAUGGCACCACCGUCCUGCUGAAGAAGAACAGCCAGCACUUCCUCCCUCGCUGGAAAUGCGAGCAGCUGAUCCGGCAAGGCAUCCUGGAGCACGUCCUGUCGUGAGCGCCGGGACGGCCCUUCCCGGUGCGCGGCGCCCGGCUGCCUC
Nothoprocta perdicaria is the source of this 568-nucleotide messenger RNA. RefSeq names its product GINS complex subunit 1 (gene GINS1). NCBI's taxonomy places the organism in Eukaryota, Metazoa, Chordata, Aves, Tinamiformes, Tinamidae. The transcript is spliced from 6 exons. The record is from RefSeq and is a predicted model, not a curated record. The annotation marks the transcript as partial. Gene Ontology annotation, cellular component: GINS complex. Gene Ontology annotation, biological process: DNA replication; DNA strand elongation involved in mitotic DNA replication.